Molecule: messenger RNA, 468 nt
Organism: Xylaria bambusicola
Lineage: Eukaryota; Fungi; Ascomycota; Sordariomycetes; Xylariales; Xylariaceae
Exons: 1
Coding region: 1-468 (155 amino acids)
Source: RefSeq, a predicted model, not a curated record
AUGUCAGUCGAUUUGACGCUUCCUCCCAUUAGUUCGCCGGCUCUCGAUCCCUACAAGCACGUCGAAGAUCCGCUGCUGCCAUUCGCACUCUACAUCCACAUAGACGGCGUCAACGAAGACGAUGUAUCGGCCAUCGAAAGCGAGUGCAAUUGUCGGCUCCCGGAUAAUCCGAUGGUCAAACGAGGGCCGCGGCACGAUCUCGCAGGACAGCCUUUGGUCGCCGCAGUCACGGAUCACCUAAUUAACAUAUCUGCGCGCCGCUUCGAUCCUUUCUACUUCGUGGCGGUCGUGGAUAAAGAUUGGAAAGAGUCCGGGGUGAUCCUCGUCACCAUGGACGACGACUCCGAUGAGAAUGUCUGUCGUGUCGACCGGUUGCGUGUCCCGGCUGGGGAUUCUGGCAUCUUGUUGGUUAAUCUGCAGAUAGCGAAUCAAGAUUGGUGCGAACUUAAGGAUGAAUACGAGGAAUAG